AUGUGUGGAUCAAAUGAUUAUGGUUAAUUGGGUUUGAAUUGUUAUGAAAUUGUAAGUGAAUUAAUUGAAAUAUUUUAGUUUGUUCCUUAAUAAGUGUUAUGUUUAGACAAAUAUGAUAAAGUCAAAUGUGGUAUAACUCAUACGUUAGUAUUAAAUAAUGGACAAGUUUAUUCUUUUGGAUCUAAUAAAAAUGGAGAAUUAGGAAAUGGCAAAUAAUCAAUUUCAUAUAAUUAAUUAAAACCAUUGAAGAUAUAAAAUGUAAAUAAGAUAUAUGCAUCAAAUUUUUCAGCAGCUAUUACUUCUAAAAAUGACUUAUAUUUAUGGGGAGUAUUUAAUUAAAAAAUAAAUUAGUCUGGAAUAUUUGGAGAAUUUGUUACACCUACUAAAAUUGAUUUUCCAUAAUAAAUUAAAAAAAUUAAACUUAGAAAUGGAUUUGGUUGCAUUUUAGAUGAAGAUGGAUAAAUUUAUUCUUGGGGUAAAAAUUCUUCAGGGGAAUUAGCUUAAAAAGAUUACAUUCCUAGAACUGAUAUUUAACAUAUAAAAUAGCUAAAAAGUAAAUAAAUUAAAACAUUUGAUUGUGGUUUUAAAUUUGUUGUAUGUAUUAGUUAAAUUUAAGAAAUAUCCAUAAAUUAUGAUUAGAUUAUCAAAGAAAAUGAUCAACUUAAAUAAAAAUUAUUAUAAAUGGAAACUAUUUUUAAAAAUUAAAAAAUCAAAUCUUAAGCUGAUUUAUAAUAUACAAUGUAAUAAGAAUGUAAAAGCUUUGAUUUAGGAAUUAUUUAAGAUUAAUUAGAAUAAAAAUAAAAAAUCAUAUAAGAAUAAGAAAAAAUAAUAUAAAGUUAAAAGAAUAGAAUAAUAUAUUUAGAAUCUCAACUUUAUUAUCCUCAAAAUAAAGAGAAUAUGAAUCAAAAUUCAGUUGCAUAUGCAUAUAAAAAAGAUGUUAAAAAUUAAAAUAAUCUAACAUUUGAUUUUUAUAAUUAAUGA
Messenger RNA from Paramecium pentaurelia, 981 nucleotides. NCBI's taxonomy places the organism in Eukaryota, Ciliophora, Oligohymenophorea, Peniculida, Parameciidae. The record is from the annotation of a GenBank genome assembly.